AGCUGCCCGCUGCAGCCCUGCCUGACUGCCUGCCAUUCUUCAGGGCUGGCACCAGCUCCCCCAGGCUCCAUGGUUCACCCUGGCCCCAUUGCUGGGGUGGGGGGGUGCUGGCAGGGAAUGGGCAGAGUUCCCGUACCCUGCCCUACUUGGGCACACUGCCUCUGGUCUCACCUGGCGCUCAGCUCGCCUGGCUGGGGCUCUGGGACCACCAGCAUGGUGGGGAGCCAGGCCCACCCCAGGCUGUGGGGUUGGCACUAGUCCCCAGGAGCACUGCCCAGUCCCACCUGUUGCGUCCUCCACUCACAGGAUUUGCUGUGGGGCAGCUGGGGCUGGCGGAAAGUGGUGGCCUCCAGCAUGGCCACAGCUGUCCUCACUGAGCAGUCCUGGGAAACUGAGGCACAGAAUGGCUGGGGGGGCACUGUGGGAGUAGGGCAUGAUGGUGGGGCUGCAGAAUCGGGUCCGCUGCACUGCACAGCGAGGGGGGCAGGUGGCCAAACUCCCCUAAGGCAGCCAGUGUCAGUGAGGGCCAGAGGCAUGGGAGCGGGAAGGUCAGAGAGAGCGUCCAGCCUGGCAGCGAGGGAUUAGCGCUGUCCUUGCUGUGUCAUGCGGCCCUGGGCCCAUUCCCCGCCUAAUCCCCUCAUUCUGGGCAGCUGGCCAGUUCUGGGCAGGGGCACCAGACCCCUCCAGCUCUGCCUGGGCUGUGAGGGGCAGAGCUGCCCCUUUGGUCCCACCAUGCCUCUUGGGGGGACUCAGUCCUUCAGCAGGUCACCCAGCCUGGCUCAGCACUGUGCUGAAACAGGGACCAGGGAGUUUUGGUGCCUCCACUACAGGCAGAACUGAGAGCCAGCAGGGAGAUUGAGGCACCAGGGUCAGUGGCUUGCAGUGCCACUCCAGAGCUGUGCCAUGGCUGUGGUGUGCAAGCAGGAUCCCAGCACCAGAGGAGAAGCAGCAGGCAGAGGGUGCUGGCCCCGCAAGCAGCUGUUGAGGCGGAAUGGUGCUGGUGCUGGCACUGUGGGCCUGCCUGGCACUGGGCACAGCCAGUGAGGAGAGCCUGGCACCUGAGCCCCUGGCAGGCGGGCAGCCCUUUGCCGUGGUGUGGAACGUCCCCACCGAGCGCUGCCAGCACCGCUUUGGCAUAGGGCUGCCUCUCAGCGACUACAGCAUCGUGGAGAACCAGGGUGGCCACUUUGCCGGCCAGAACAUCACCAUCUUCUACAAGAACAAGUUUGGGCUGUACCCCUACCUGUCACAGCACGGUGUCCCCCAUAACGGGGGCCUGCCCCAGCGUGUUUCCCUCGACGCCCACAUCAGCAGGGUGGCCGAGGACAUCCGCCUCCUCCUGCGACCUGCUUUCCAUGGCUUGGCCGUGGUGGACUGGGAGGAGUGGAGGCCCUUGUGGGCCCAAAACUGGGGAGCCAAAAGGAUGUACCGGGCAGCCUCAGAGGAGUGGGUGCGGGAGCAGCACGGCUUCCUGCCGGCACGGCAGCAGCUGCGGCUGGCCCAGCUGGAGUUUGAGCGGGCAGCACAGGCUCUGAUGGAGGAGACUCUUCUGGUGGGCCGAGCCCUGCGCCCUGGGGGGCUCUGGGGUUUCUACCGCUUUCCCGACUGCCUCAACAGCAACUGGGCCAAGGAGACAAACUACACCGGGCAGUGCCAGCCGGCGGAGGUGCAGCGUAACAACCGUCUGGGCUGGCUGUGGGCCGCCUCUUCUGCCCUGUACCCCAGCAUCUACCUGCCACUGGCGCUGCCGCCCGCCCUGCGCCGCCGCUACGUGCACCACCGGCUGCGCGAGGCCCUGCGCGUGGCCGCCCUCGGGACCCACGGCCUCCUGCCCGUGAUCGCCUACUCCCGCCUCUCCUUCCGCCGCUCCUCCCGCUUCCUGCAGCUGGCUGACCUGGUGCACACCAUCGGGGAGAGCGCGGCACUGGGAGCAGCUGGACUCGUGCUCUGGGGGGACCUGUCGUACUCCCACUCGGCUGAAAGCUGUGCCGACCUGCGCCACUAUCUCGUGUCCACCCUGGGUCCCUACGUGGCCAACGUGACGGCAGCAGCCCGAGAAUGCAGCUAUGGGCAGUGCCACGGGCACGGGCGCUGUGUGCGCCGGCAGCCCCACGAGCUGGGCAGCCUCCUGCACCUUGGCCCCGGUGCCAGCCCGUGGGCUGCUUUCCGCUGCCACUGCUACCGUGGCUGGGCAGGGAAAGGCUGUGCCCAGCGGGUAUGGCUCAGCCCUGCUACCUCCUGCCAGGUGCCUGCCCACGCUCACAGCCUCUAUGGGUACAAGGAUCUCACAUCCUCUGACACCUGCCUGCCACAGGGCACGUGGGGCUGGUGACAAAGGCCAGGGACCGCCAUGGUCCCCUACCCCAGCAGUGCUGCUGCUGGCACUUUCUAUGGUCUCAUUAAUCUAAAUAAAUUCUCCUGGCACA
This is a messenger RNA of Haemorhous mexicanus (house finch), 2426 nucleotides long. RefSeq names its product hyaluronidase 3 (gene HYAL3). The transcript has 4 exons. Gene Ontology annotation, cellular component: acrosomal vesicle. NCBI's taxonomy places the organism in Eukaryota, Metazoa, Chordata, Aves, Passeriformes, Fringillidae. The coding region runs from base 992 to 2332 and encodes 446 amino acids. Gene Ontology annotation, biological process: carbohydrate metabolic process; hyaluronan catabolic process. The record is from RefSeq and is a predicted model, not a curated record. Gene Ontology annotation, molecular function: hyalurononglucosaminidase activity.